Messenger RNA from Lycium barbarum (goji berry), 1199 nucleotides. RefSeq lists its product as uncharacterized. The record is from RefSeq and is a predicted model, not a curated record. The transcript is spliced from 3 exons. Lineage: Eukaryota; Viridiplantae; Streptophyta; Magnoliopsida; Solanales; Solanaceae. The coding region runs from base 296 to 1000 and encodes 234 amino acids.
UCACAAAUUCUCCACGCACCUAGAACGUUCUCCUUUCAGGUGUGCUUCUUUUCCGUACUAUUUCUCUUGCUCGAUUGGUAGUUCUAGAAGAAUCAAUUCUUUUCUCUUCUGUUCCAGAUUUUCAAGGGCGGAUCUUUGCUUUCUCAUCUGGGUGUUGCAUUUUGGAUUUUCAAACUCAAAUUUCCUCAAGCAAAAAAAGCAAGAAAGUACUCUGACUGAUAGGGGAUUGCAAAAAUUCCAAUUCUAUGAUAAAGCAAAAUCACUCGGUGAUCAGCCAUUAUUUGAGGAAUUUUAUAUGUUUCGUGCAAUGGUGCGGAGUGAAGGUGAAAAGUGCUUGACAUAUGUGCACGAGGUUGAUAGAAUUCAUGUACAAGCCGAUUAUAAAAAAGAUGGAGUACAUGUUGACCAUAUACGUCCCUCUGUUCGUAGGCGAGGAAAAGGUGGUGUUGCUGGUAGGAGGGAACGUGCUAUUAAGAGAGGUCAAGUGUCUAUCGAAAUGGAUGAAAUGCAUCAGGAAGAUGCCCAAGCAGUCCCGGAAGAUGAUCCAACAACAACAAAUUGUAAUAUUAGUUCCACUUCAAGAGGCGACACUCACAAAUUCACUCAGGCAUCAGCUAUGACAUAUCAACCAACAACUACUCAAAUUGUGCCAUACAUGACGCCACAAACUCCACAAUAUUCAAGAGAUCCAAGUCUUUCGUCUUUUGAGAAUAUAUUUGUUGAGAAUGGUCCUGGUUUUAACUCAUCGCCUGUGCAAAUGUCCAUCGAUAUCCCUGAGGCCACUAAUAGAGAUGAUGGGCAGGACUGCAAUAUUGAGAUACAAGGUAAUGAGUUGGAUGAUUCCAACGAUGAAGUGGAUGGUGAACCAUCAAUGAGGCAGAAGCGUAAAAUUAUUCGUAAGCGUUGUGCGACCGGGAGUCACUUUCUUGAUCAGCACGGUAGGAUUAAAAAGCAGCGCUGUAGAGGUAAAAAGCAGCAAGGUAGAAGCAAAAAUAAAUGAAUGCAUCACUAAUAGUUUGGCUUGUAAGUAAGAUGAAGGCACAUAAUCUCGCUGAUCUAGUUUAGUAGGAAUGAUCUCCUUUUUUUUUUUUUUUGCUAACUGUAAGUAAGAUGAAGGCACAGUUGGUGUAUUAUUUUUUUUUGCUUUUUGUAUUCAGCUACGUAUUCUAUGCUAUGGUGCAAAGAAGUUUUAAUUGGAA